AUGAUGCGCCGGCUACCCCAGCGAGGGCUCUUCAACGCCGCCAAGGCCCGGGCCAAGCUUGCUCAAGCUCAUAAACCUGACGACGAUGCCUUCCACCACGAGUACUCGAUCAGACCCGACACUUAUGCGUUCAAAGUCGACGCCACCAAUGAGCGGACGCGACUGCUAGCCAAACGCCAGCUGGCGCCAGAAACUUCUGAGGGUGUUGGAUUCAAACCCCACCCGUUGCAAGGGGUCAGUGACAGCGAUAAGUUUAACCUUAUUGAGUUUAUUUACCGGUACCUGACCAACUACCCGUUCGGCAACCGGCUGCCUCAGGAAGAGUAUAUGCGGUACCCUACGACAACGCUGGAUAAACUCAAACGGUUCCGCACCCGGCCAAAGUCUACCAAGAUGCUUGUAUCAGAUUUCAUUGAAGAUUCGCUUUAUAACCCUCACUACGGUUACUUCUCUCGCGAGGUGGAAAUUUUCCAUACCGAAAAGCCGUUUGAUUAUAACAAUAUUGAGGAUAUCGAUGAGUUCAUGGCUCAGUGGGAAGGCGCUUAUGCUAAGUAUGACCAGCAGGGACCGCCGCCUCAGUGGACGGAGACAUUUGAUGCUAAGUCUCAAUCUACUCAGAAACCCGGCGAUAAACUGUCGUCAAAAUUUGUCCAGCGAGCGCUUCAAAUCCAAAAGCAAGAUGAAGCUGCCGCUCAAAAGAGACAAUCACGUCGACUGCUUCAGUUAUGGCACACGCCUACGGAGCUCUUUUCGCCGUAUUACGGGGAAGCCCUCGCUCGCUACUUAUUAUGGCACUACCAAACUAAUGGUCUCUAUCCUUACCACGACUUAGUGAUCUACGAAAUGGGGGCAGGUAACGGGACGUUGAUGUGUAAUGUCCUUAAUUACAUCAAGCAAAACGCCCCGGAAAUCUACGCUCGGACUCAAUACCGCAUUAUCGAAAUCUCUCUGCAGUUAGCCGAGAAACAGAUGGCCCAUGCCCUCAAAGCCAAAUUGUUCCAACAAGGGUUAGACCUGCUGAAACUUCAAAUUGAAAACGUGUCGAUUUUCGACUGGAAAACGGUAGUGGAGCACCCGGUAUAUUUCGUGGCCCUCGAAGUGUUUGACAAUUUUGCCCACGAUUUGAUUCGCUACGAUAUCACUACGGGGGAACCUUACGAAGGGCAAGUGCUCAUCGACGGCCACGGCGAUUUCUACGAGUUCUUCACUCCGCAAUUACUGCACUGGUCGCAAGCGUUUUUGGGGCUCCGGGAGCUGAGUGACGUCGGAGUGUUGAAGCAAGUGGACACUUUAAAGGGUAAAUUGGCGGCGGCAAAGCUGAUGGUGCCGUUUAUGGAUAAGCAACACAUCCACCCGCUCUUGCAACUGCCCACCAUGUUAGGUUUGAAGAACCUGAUGUUCCCGUUCAAGGAUGAUAUGACUCCCGGGGAGUUUAUCCCCACGCGGUUGCUUCAAUUCUUCCAGAUCUUAAAGCACAAGUUCCCCCAGCACCACUUGUUGUGUCUGGACUUCAACCAGUUGCCGAACACGGUCCCGGGCUACUACAACGGCCCCGUGGUGCAGACGGUGCUCCAGGACAAGAUGAUCGACGUCAGCACCUAUAUGGUGAUGCAGGGGUAUUUUGACAUCAUGUUCGGCACCGACUUCACCCUUGCGCAGAGGCUUUACCAGCAAGUGUGUGGCAAGCCCGCCAAAGUGGAGACCCACCGGGAAUUUUUGAGUCAGUGGGCCAAUCUUGACAGCACCACGACCAAGACUGGCGACAACCCCAUGCUCGACUUCUACACCAAUGUCCUGUUCAUGAGCUCAUAG
Messenger RNA from Diutina rugosa, 1812 nucleotides. RefSeq lists its product as uncharacterized. Gene Ontology annotation, molecular function: protein-arginine omega-N symmetric methyltransferase activity. The coding region runs from base 1 to 1812 and encodes 603 amino acids. The record is from RefSeq and is a predicted model, not a curated record. Gene Ontology annotation, cellular component: mitochondrion. The transcript has a single exon. NCBI's taxonomy places the organism in Eukaryota, Fungi, Ascomycota, Pichiomycetes, Serinales, Debaryomycetaceae.